AUGCCGGGUUGUUGUGUGCCGCAGUGCACCAACCACUCCAGAAAGGGAUGGAGAAUGUUUCAGUUCCCGAGGGACCCCAAGAGAAGGCUGCUUUGGACAGUAAACACCAAGCGCGACAAGUGGCAACCGUCAAACACAUCGUGCAUGUGCAGCGCUCACUUUGAACCAAGCAGCUUUGAACAGCAUCGUUCAGAUGGAUGGAAAAAGCUGAAGCCGAAUGCAGUUCCAACUCUUUUUUCAUUCAAACCUUUACCUAAGGAGCGAAAAGCACCGAAGGAGAGAGUGGCUUCAGAGAUCUCGCUCUCAAAUGGUAAAUCAGAUGCGACCCCCGUGGAAGCAAGCAGCUCGUCAUGUGAAGGAAUAACGCUCUCUGAGACCACGGAGCAGUCUCAAUUCAGACCUCCGCUUCAGGAAGAUACAUCCGAAAUGGACUCGUUCCAGGUCAGCAAUGUCAUUGCUGAGUGUCCACAGCAGGUUCAGGAUGCAGACAGGAGAGAGCAAGCUGGCGAACCUAGUGGGACCCAGACUGCUUCCUCGUAUUCUGCAGAGCUGAAGAAGCAGCUAGCGGACAUCACGAGGAAAUACACAGACCUUCAGGACCAUCAUGCUGCCGCCAGAAACAAUAUUAAGGGCCUCAAAAAUCAAGUUCAGAGGCUUGAAAGCGAAAUCAGGAAUUUUUCAAAAAAUGUCAAGUUCCUGAAUGAAGAUCAGCUCCGUGCUCUGUCUAGGAGCAACAACCGGGGCAAUUCCUGGACGCCUGAAAUGGUCAAGCAAGGCCUUCAAAUUAAGUUCGCUUGCGGGACAACUGGAUAUGAAACGCUCAGAAAGCUGGGAUAUCCCCUUCCCUCAAACAGGACACUGACUCGCAGGCUCGAAGGUUUGAAGUUCCUUCCGGGGAUACUUCACGAGGUGAUUGACGUCAUGCGGUGCAAGGCAAUGGCCAUGGAGUAG
Messenger RNA from Dermacentor albipictus, 951 nucleotides. RefSeq names its product THAP domain-containing protein 11-like. The record is from RefSeq and is a predicted model, not a curated record. NCBI's taxonomy places the organism in Eukaryota, Metazoa, Arthropoda, Arachnida, Ixodida, Ixodidae. Gene Ontology annotation, molecular function: sequence-specific DNA binding.